Molecule: messenger RNA, 2301 nt
Organism: Trifolium pratense (red clover)
Lineage: Eukaryota; Viridiplantae; Streptophyta; Magnoliopsida; Fabales; Fabaceae
Product: citrate synthase 3, peroxisomal
Exons: 13
Coding region: 243-1799 (518 amino acids)
Biological process (GO): tricarboxylic acid cycle; carbohydrate metabolic process
Cellular component (GO): mitochondrial matrix
Source: RefSeq, a predicted model, not a curated record
GGGUGUGGUGUACUGUACCGUACGUAACACCAAUCUAUUGGGAAUUUUGUAAAUAGAACACGUGAAAAUCUCACUUUCAUCUCCAACAAGGCAACAUCAUCCUAAUCCUAUUACUGUACUAACUACUAAUUAAUUCUAAUUAUAAUCCGAUCCCUUUUUCUCGAAUCCAUUCAUAUUCAUUCAUAGAACAAAAACAAAAUCACACAAACAAAAACAGACACAAACAAACAUCGUAUACAACAAUGUCAACUACAAGUACUACAACCGAAUCCAAGCUACACGACGCUGCACGGAAUCGUUUAGCCACCCUCUCAGCUCAUUUGCUUCCAUCCUCAACAACCUCCGCCGCGCACCUCCACCCUCUCCACCUUUCCGCUUCCUCCGGGAUCUCCCCUCCGUCUAAUGUCAAAGGAACACUCACCGUUGUUGAUGAACGUACCGGGAAGAAGUAUAACAUUGCGGUCUCUCCUGAUGGCACCGUUAAAGCCAAUGAUUUCAAGAAGAUAUCAACCGGGAAGGAUGAUAAGGGACUCAAACUUUAUGAUCCUGGAUAUUUAAACACUGCUCCUGUGCGAUCAACAAUUUCUUAUAUUGAUGGUGAUGAGGGAAUCCUUAGAUAUAGAGGAUACCCUAUUGAGGAGUUGGCCGAGAAAAGCACCUUUCCGGAAGUGGCAUAUCUCAUAUUGUAUGGAAAUUUACCUUCUGCAAAUCAGUUACAAGAAUGGGAAUUCGCCAUAUCUCAGCAUUCAGCCUUACCACAAGGAGUUUUGGAUCUCAUACAAUCAAUGCCUCAAGAUGCACAUCCUAUGGGGGUGCUUGUUAAUGCUCUUAGUGCUUUGUCUGUUUUUCAUCCUGAUGCAAAUCCUGCUCUCAGAGGUCUUGAUAUCUACAACUCAAAGCAAGUGAGAGACAAACAAAUAGUGCGGAUUAUUGGAAAGAUAACAACAAUUGCUGCUGCGAUUAAUCUUAGACUGGGAGGAAGGCCACCUGUUCUUCCAUCCAACAAGCUUUCUUACACGGAGAACUUCCUUUACAUGCUUGAUUCUCUUGGCAAUCGGUCAUAUAAACCUAAUCCUCGUCUAACUCGUGCACUGGACAUCAUCUUUAUCCUGCAUGCAGAACAUGAAAUGAAUUGCUCUACAUCUGCUGUACGCCACCUUGCAUCAAGUGGUGUCGAUGUAUACACUGCUAUUGCUGGAGGUGUUGGAGCUUUAUAUGGACCUCUUCAUGGUGGAGCUAAUGAGGCGGUCCUCAAAAUGCUGAGUGAAAUUGGAAGUGUUGAUAACAUUCCAGAGUUCAUUGAAGGUGUUAAAAACAGGAAACGAAAGCUCAGUGGUUUUGGACAUCGUGUGUACAAAAACUAUGAUCCUAGAGCAAAGGUCUUAAAAAAAUUGACAGAGGAAGUGUUUUCCAUUGUUGGCCGGGAUCCACUUAUAGAGGUUGCUGUUGCCUUGGAGAAGAUUGCUCUCUCUGACGAGUACUUUAUCAAGAGGAAGUUAUAUCCGAAUGUUGACUUCUACUCUGGAUUAAUAUAUAGGGCUAUGGGCUUUCCACCCGAAUUUUUCACAAUUUUAUUUGCUAUCCCUCGUAUGGCUGGAUACUUGGCACAUUGGCGUGAGUCCUUGGAUGAUCCUGAUACAAAGAUUAUGAGACCUCAACAGGUAUAUGUUGGGGAAUGGCUGCGGCAUUAUACACCAACCAAAGAAAGAACUGUAUCAAAUACAAGCAACACCGACAAGCUUGGCCAGUUAUCUGUAUCGAAUGCCUCAAAGAGGCGACUUGCUGGAUCUGGGAUUUAAGCCUAUAGACACAACUUGAAUUUACAAACAAAUUUUCAAGAUAUAAGAAUAAAGUCCAGAGAAGUAAAUGGUAUAUUUUCCAUGUAUAAAAAUCAAAGUCUAUAAUCUUUAUGGCUUUUGAUUACCAAAAAUGUAUUUGGCUUUAAUUAGGAAGUGGCAAGGAAUUUCCUAAAGUAGCAUCUCACUGCAUAAAUAAAUGUAAGCUGGUAUCAUUAUACCUUCCAGCAGAAUGAUGUUAGUGGGGGAUUUGCAGUUCCAAGCUUCAAACUUUCAGCUAUGCAAGUAGUACAUGUAAUGUUUAUUGUUGGAACCUAACAAUAAUGAAAAUGAAAAUGAAAAUUAAAAAAAAACUAUUAUUUGUUUGUGAGUGAGAGAGAGAGAGAGAGAGAGAGAGAGAGAGAGAGAUAAAUUUGUAUUUGAUUUUUUAUUCAAACUUCAAUGAAUAAAAUAUGCUUCCUAAAUCAAUACCAGUGCCUUUGAACGAGUUCUCAAAUUUUAGCAA